AUAAAUACAAACAGCAUUCUAUGCUAUUACCUUACUUGGCAAAAGAAAACUUCUUAUAAUAGGUCUCUUAACCAGCAUUACAGUUUCGGUCACAUCAAUAACUGUCACAGUUUUUGUGAGAAAGUUGGUCCUGGCACUAGCCUUCCGGAACCAUAAGGAGAUUCAUUAGCAUUGAAGCUUGUGGCCAAAUUUCCGGAGACGCCAAGACUGGCCAUCUCUUUCACUUUCCCUUCCUUCACCGUAUUUCAUCACCCAGCCUCUCGCACAGACUGCCGGGCUCAAUCCCGGGAGCAGGAACAGCGUACCACAGCACAGGGCAGCCAAAAUAUACUAUUCCCUCCUCCUCCUCAUCUCAUACAAAGCCCUCCGCUAACGCCACUUCUGCAGCAAACCACUCCCACCUCAAUCCACGCAAAAUGUCCUCCCCCCCACCUGAAGUCCCUGAAGAAGUCGACGUAGUCAACGCAAUCGCACCCCCCGACAAACUCCACAUCCGCUACUCCAAUGAAACCACCAGCAAUCGCCGCUGGCGGCACGUCCCCUUCGACAUCUCCGCUAUUACACCUGGCGACAUCGGCGGCCUUUACGCCGCGCUAUGCAGCACAAUUACAACCGACCUGCAGCGUCUCCAGUACGAACGCAAGCUAGCCUCUAAGCGCGCCAGCUCCUUUGGCAUAAGCUCACCGGCUCCUGGGGCGGAAGCCCGGUAUGAGCCCCUCAACUGCGAGUUGAGAAUCGAGUAUUGUAGGCUCUUGGACAAGAGUGGGAAGCUGGUGCUGCCGCCGCUGGGGAAGGCGAAUGUUGUGGUUGCUGAAAGUAAAGAGGAUUGGGAGAGAGCGGGGGGGAGGUCAAGGAGGAUGGAUUUGGUGGAGUGGCUGCUGAGUGCUGCAGUGGUUGGAGUGGUUGGGGCCACUAGCGAGGAGGGAGCGGUGGCGUGGGGAGAGGAGGUGUUACAGGGGUUGUUGUUUGAAGAGGGUGUUAAUUGGCCGUGGUAUAGUAUUUCAGCUAGCUUUGUGUUCGGUAUGUAUCCAUGCCUAAGCAUCGCUCGGGGGUGCACAAUGCUAAUCCUUUUCUUUUUUUGCUUGUAUCUAGAGUCACGUUUAGACUUGGUCUUAAAACACCACGCCGGCCUGGCGGCAUCAGGAAUCGAUCCACAAACCUUCUUUCCAAUUCCGCCCCCACAUCCAGCUAAAUCACCAUCUCCUCCCGCUGUCCCGGAGAAAGACGCCAAGCCCGCUCCGGCAGCGGCGGCACCAGCAAAUGCAAGCAGAAGUCGCAAGGUCGAGCUAGUGAGAGCGAAGUCUAAGAGCGCCUUCACCAUGAAGUCACUUAUCAAAAGCUAGCCUCUGCUCUCUCUCCCUCUCUCUUUUCUUUUUUCCCGCCUCAUCAUGUCGUGUUUCAGAGACCCAUCUUUCCCUUUUUCCCGCUUAAAGUGAAUCUUCACGACUGCCAUCUGAUGGAAAGGCCUCUCUAUGUUUUGGUAAACUACCGCUAUGGUGGCACUCUAGCAAUAGUCUAUUUAUACACCUCCAUAACCUUCAAUACGUCACCGCACCACAGUACCGUGCUCUCUCACUCAAUAUUUCAAGAAACCUCGUACCGCAGCAGGAGGAAAGCAUACAACAGUCUCCCAAAGUAGCCCAGCCAAUACACCGCUGGCAAGACCGCAACACCCUACACGGGGGUGCAGCCCCGUAUCGUAUACACCCAAACCCACUUCGAGACCAAACAGUUAUCAACACCCACUCCAUACCCCGCCCAUGCCCAGAACAUACCACAACCCCAUCCUACCCCAUCUGCUCUCGUACGAUACGCAUGCCCACUAUAACCGUCUCCAGUUAAUCCCCCAAAUCCCCUUCGCAUGGCUCCAAGCGAGCAGACAUGAUACGGCAACAUCCGGACUCAUACGGUAUACAACCUACCGCAGCUAUAAACAAGAGGCCAAUCCUUAAACAGUUGAAGGACCUAACAAAAAAGUAUAUAAUAUUAUUAUAUAAAAAAAAAUAGAGAACCAUCCCCGUUUUCACUC
Molecule: messenger RNA, 2029 nt
Organism: Tuber aestivum (summer truffle)
Lineage: Eukaryota; Fungi; Ascomycota; Pezizomycetes; Pezizales; Tuberaceae
Source: the annotation of a GenBank genome assembly